AUGUAUGAUCUACGAAGAAAACAUUUUCCUGUACUUCCAACAUCAUUAGAUAAUGCUUUACAACAGCUGAGGAUUUUAAAAUCUGAUAAAUGUUUCACGUAUAAAAAUCAACAGUUUAUCUAUGCUCCGGCGGAUGCAAAUUUUAUUUGUCUUACAACUGUUCAAAAUAUUAACUUCUUGACUCAAUUUUGUUCAGAAUUAUUUUGCGACGGAACAUUUGACUAUUCACUUAAGUACUUUUUACAGCUAUACAUGAUACACAGUUAUAAAAAUGGAUUUUAUUUACCACUAGUGUAUUUUUUUUUAAAAGACAAAACUCAAAAUACUUACGUAGAUUUAUGGAAUUAUUUUCGACAACUUUGUACAAAAAUCAACAAUAAAAUAUUAGAUAUAAAAAUAAUACACCUGGACUUUGAAAUUAGUGCACAUAAGGCAGUCCUAUUCGUUUUCCCGGAAGUAAAAAUAAUGGCUUGCAGAUUUCACUUAGGACAAUCUUGGUGGGGUAAGAUUCAAAGUGAAUCUGGUUUAAGAGAAGCAUAUAUGGAUUCAAAUGAUGAACUCGGAAAGUGGUUGAAGCAAUUUUUCGCUUUACCUUUCCUUGCAUAG
This is a messenger RNA of Macrosiphum euphorbiae (potato aphid), 606 nucleotides long. Lineage: Eukaryota; Metazoa; Arthropoda; Insecta; Hemiptera; Aphididae. The record is from the annotation of a GenBank genome assembly.